This is a messenger RNA of Striga asiatica, 393 nucleotides long. The record is from the annotation of a GenBank genome assembly. NCBI's taxonomy places the organism in Eukaryota, Viridiplantae, Streptophyta, Magnoliopsida, Lamiales, Orobanchaceae.
AUGCCUAUCUAUCGCCACAAAUUUCUGUUAUUGCAGAAGAGGCCUCGCACUAUCGAGAUAUUCCACAUCGAUCCCAUCCCUAUCAUCCUCCACGCUCCGAUCAUCAUCCCCGCAAACACAAACCGAUCCGAAGACCAGCAUCAGCUGAUCCUCCAGGUACCUCUGCAGCAGCCCCACCUCGUCUCCUCCGCCGUCCCCUCCGCCCUCUUCCGCCUGCCACCGUCGCUUCCGCCGCGCGAGGCGCCAGAUCUCGGCGGCGCACACGAAUGGGCACGCGGCGAGGACCAGCGGGACGAGGAGCGGGCUGCAGAGGAGCAGGACCAGGUAUCUCCACCGGCGGCGGUCGAGCCAGGACGCGAGCACCCGGGCGGCGGAGGAGAAGGGGGCGCAUGA